Messenger RNA from Alternaria infectoria, 432 nucleotides. RefSeq lists its product as uncharacterized. Lineage: Eukaryota; Fungi; Ascomycota; Dothideomycetes; Pleosporales; Pleosporaceae. The coding region runs from base 1 to 432 and encodes 143 amino acids. The transcript is spliced from 2 exons. The record is from RefSeq and is a predicted model, not a curated record.
AUGUCAUCGUUCCUCUCGCUAAGCAUAUCCGUCCUCGCCGUGAUCGCAGCCUACCAACUCCGCACAAGCAGUCAAGCCCUCCACACAAGCGACCAAGCCCUACAAGCAUGCAGCCAUGGCUUGCACGCAUGCGAAGGCGACCUGCAAAAUGUUACACAACAGUAUACCGUACUAAAAGACAAUCACCCUAUGAAGGGAGUGCCUGUUUUAAGGGCUGAGCUGAGCAAAUGUCAGAUGGAGAAGAGUAUGCUGGGGUGGUUUGAUGAUGCUUGGCGGGUGCAUGUUGGAGAGCACGGGGAAGACGAUGGAGAUGAGUGGAGAAGGGGGAUGAUAGAUACGAUGAUUGCGCAGAUGAAGGAUUCGAUUUUGUCUGUUGAGAAGAAGAGAAAAGACGAGAAGAGGGAGCAGGCAGAGAGCCACGAGGAGAAGUAG